GCACAGUGAAUUGCGUGACUCCGAGCCGUCCCAGCCGCUAAAUUACUUACUUGGAGCUUGCAUUCUUCGGCCCUUCUAACUUACCUCGUAACGCCGUGGUGGUGUGGUGGGAACCGUCUGAGCGGUGCUGCGACAACAAGCGCCUAGGUCACAAGCUCCCCUUCCAACAUCAACAGCAACGGCAGUGAGAUGGCAGAGGGCAAGCAGGAUGCCGUCGUGCCGUUUUACUACAGUCAUGUGUGGAAAAAUGUGCUUCUACUCGCUCUAAGCGCUCUCUGCGCGCCCAUUUCAGCAGCCCUCGUGUUGGUUGCAUACGGCGUGUCGAGGUUUGACGGCAAACGCGAUGCGACUUUUUCAGAAGAAGACAAGAGACAUGUUGCUGCAGCACAGCGACAGAAGACUGUGCUCGUUACUGGAGUGUCCAUGACCAAGGGCUUGACAAUUGCGCGCAAUUUAGCCCAGCAUACUCCUCAUCGCAUCAUCGGUGCCGACAUUUCCGCUCUGUCACCCGGUCGCUUUUCCAGCGCUAUUUCGAAAUAUUACUGUCUGGAAACACCGAGUGGCGAUGACGCAGAACCUUAUAUCGACUCGAUCCUUACCAUUAUCCGGCGUGAGAAGGUCGACCUAUGGAUCAGCUGCUCUAGCGUCGUGGCAGCCGUAGAAGAUGGCCAAGUCGUUCGUCUAGCAGAGCAGCAGGCAAAAGAGCAAGGCCGCCACUUUGAAGCCAUUCAAUUCCGCGAAGAUGUUGUGGAAAAAUUCCACGAGAAGGACAGGUUCAUUGAGUACAUUGAGUCGCUUGACCUCCCUAUUCCGGAAUCUCAUCGCUGCACGAGUCCAUAUGAGGCGCUCGAUGUACUCAUGGGGGAGCUGCAUAGAACCCCCACGAAAUCUGGCAGGACAGCGCCUAGGAGGCAUUUUAUCAUGAAACCAAUUGGUGUGGACGACAAGGCGAGAAACAAUAUGAUGACGUUGCUCCCUUUCAGGACACCAGAUGCGACCGCCGAGUACAUCAGGUCGCUCAACAUCAGCAAAGAGAACCCAUUUCAGCUACAGCAGUUUAUCAAGGGCAAAGAAUACUGUACGCAUGCUCUUGUAAUCCGCGGUAAAGUCAAAGCGUUUACCAGCUGCCCCAGCCUGGAACUGCUGAUGCACUACGAGCCACUGCCUGCAUCUUCCCCGUUGAGCCAGAAGAUGCUCGAGUUCACAGAACGUGUCUGCCAAGAUGGCGGAAAGACCUUCACCGGACACCUGAGUUUCGAUUUCCUAGUCGAAGACGACGACAAGGGCGGUAACGCAAAGUUCUACCCCAUUGAGUCCAACCCGCGAGCACACACUGCUGUCGUUCUGUUCGAGCAAACACCCGAAAUGGCAGAAGCAUACAUGUCCAUCUUCAACAGCCCGAAUCCCCUGUCAUCGAAAUCAAAAUCUGAGCCUGUCUACCCACGAAGACCGACACACAGCUACUACUGGAUCGGACAUGACCUCGUCUCUUUCGUAAUUCUUCCUCUUCUCGAUCUCUUGUCCGGCGCCACGACUCUCCAACGCGCAUUCAAGCAGCUGGAGACUUUCUGGCAUCAUGUAGCGUACUGGAAAGAUGGAACGUAUACUUUUGAUGAUCCCAUCCCGUUAUUUAUCCUGUAUCAUGUGUACUGGCCCGCGAAGUUCCUAGGUGCGCUUGUUAAGGGGAAGAGCUGGAGUCGUAUUAAUGUGAGCACUACAAAGAUGUUCGAGGGGUGA
Molecule: messenger RNA, 1737 nt
Organism: Pyrenophora tritici-repentis Pt-1C-BFP
Lineage: Eukaryota; Fungi; Ascomycota; Dothideomycetes; Pleosporales; Pleosporaceae
Product: ATP-grasp-4 domain containing protein
Molecular function (GO): ATP binding; metal ion binding
Source: RefSeq, a predicted model, not a curated record